Molecule: messenger RNA, 956 nt
Organism: Bactrocera oleae (olive fruit fly)
Lineage: Eukaryota; Metazoa; Arthropoda; Insecta; Diptera; Tephritidae
Product: matrix-remodeling-associated protein 7
Source: RefSeq, a predicted model, not a curated record
AUUUGAUUGUAAUUCAUUCGGAUUUUUCGGAUAAAGCAUAUUCAACUCUAACGCAACAUUUUAAAUACGAAGUCACGCAACAACUGAAAAUAUUUCUUCCCUUUGCACUUGGUAAAUUGCGAAAGUAUAAGAUGUUCGGUUACACCCGAGCUUAACGCCUCAUUACUUCUUGGCAAAUGUUUUUAUGCAAUUCCUCUAUUGAUAGGAUUUCGUGUUUGUUUAUUUACCUUUAUCGCCGGAAUUAUUUUUCCAAAGGUGAUUGAAUUAAAGCAUAGUUGUGUUUGUUUAAACAUAUAAUAUUUUUUGUGCAUUCAAGAGCCAAGAAUAUGAAUGGACUACUUGGCAUUACAGAAAUUUUCGAUUCAUUGGAUAAUGUUUAUCUGCUGAGCACUGUGACGAUGCUAGCUGCCGUUAUACUAGCAUUUUACUUUUCCAAUUUGGUGAAGGACAUUGGGUUGUAUGGCGCACGGUCGGAUCGUGAAGUGGAAGAGCAACCGAAUUUGCUGGCAGCUGAUAGCGACUUAUAUGAGUGUAGUGACGAAGAAGAAGUGGACACCGAUAAUCCGUUGGGUGAUGGUUUGGUGGGUAAAAUCAAAUCAGCGCGCCUCAAAGAGUUGGAAGCACAAUUGACACAUGACCAGUUGGAGGAAGAACGCAAAAUCGAACGAGAACAACUUACGGCGAUUUUUGAACUAUUAAAAAAGCAGGAGGCCGAUCUAAAUACGAAAGAAAUCGAUGAGCGAGAAUUAGUUGCUCAACUCAAUUUGUAUCGCUGAUGCAAAAACGAAAUUUCGCCGUUUUUAGACAGCACCUUGUACCUACUGUCAAGGGUGAGCAGCAAUAAAUAAAUAUAAGCAGUGUUUAUCUAGUCUAAUGUUCGUUAAAUGACAUUGUGUUUAGUAUAAUUGUAUGGUAAAAUUGGCAACUUUGAAUAAAAAUAAGAUUUAAUUACUUUA